AUGGGCGACAAAAUGGAUAUGUCUCUGGACGACAUUAUCAAGCUGAACCGGAGCCAGCGGGGCGGCGGCGGCCGAGCGGGCGGCGGCCGAGGCCGCGGAAGGGGAGCUGCGGGUCGAGGCGGCGGAGCCGGGCGAGGCGGAGCUGGGCGGGCAGGCGGGGGCGGCCCCGUCCGGAACAGAGGCGCCCUGUCCCGGGGAGGCGGCAGGAACAGGCCUGCGCCGUACAGCCGGCCAAAGCAACUCCCUGAAAAGUGGCAACACGAUCUCUUCGAGAGUGGCUUCGGUGCUGGGGCUGGUGUCGAGACAGGCGGGAAGCUGCUUGUCUCCAAUCUGGAUUUUGGAGUAUCGGAUGCAGAUAUACAGGAGCUUUUUGCAGAAUUUGGGACAUUGAAGAAGGCAGCAGUGCACUAUGACCGUUCUGGGCGUAGUCUAGGUACAGCAGAUGUCCAUUUUGAGAGAAAGGCAGAUGCACUGAAGGCUAUGAAACAGUACAACGGAGUUCCCCUGGAUGGACGUCCUAUGAACAUCCAGCUGGUUACAUCACAGAUAGAUACACAGAGGAGACCAAUACAGAGUGUAAAUAGAGGCGGCAUGACCAGAAACCGUGGUGGUUCGGGUGGCUUUGGUGGUGGCAGCAGACGAGGCAGCCGUGGCAACAGGGGCAGAGGUAGAGGUGCUGGCAGGAGUUCCAAACAGCAGCUCUCUGCAGAAGAGUUGGAUGCACAGUUGGAUGCUUACAAUGCCAGGAUGGACACCAGUUAAAGCUGUUGGCGCAUCUUGUGCAUGGGAAGGACUGCAGACAUCUCAUUCCAUGUUCCCCAGUGGGAGAAGAAGGGUGGAUGGCGGCAGCGGCUACUAAUAUCAAGAAUGGAAUUUGUUUUACUUUUAUGUUCUGGAAUAGGUUUCAAACUCAUGUAAAGGUUUCUUUCUCUUUUUUUAAAAAUUCUGAGACAGAUCUGUUUUGUACCGAGUUAUUUUUGGGAAAAAUUUUACUGGUUGCCUGUUGGGCCAAGAUGGCUUUUUCACCUUGGCAGUAAUAAAAUAGAAAUGUGUCUAGAGCUGUAAAUGUCUGCUUCCUGUUGCAGCUGGAACCUAGUCUUGAGGCUGCAGAAGCCAAGGCAGGUAGAGGAGCCAGGUGUCUGGCAGCAGGCCCCUAGCAAAAGAGUUGGUGCUGAUUGCCCUUCCUAAGGGGAGGGAUUCUGUUAUCUCAGGUCUCUCUCCUCCACUCUGCCCCCGUAUGGGCUUGUAAACUGUAUUUUCCCCAUCUCCUGUGUGCUGACUCUUAUUCGUCUGUGCUAAAGCCAACCGGUGUGACUGCUUUCGCAAGGAGAGGAUGGUGGUCUCCAGUGAAAAUGCUCCACCCUUAGUGGUCAUGAGAGGGAGUAAAUUUCUUGUUAAAGUCGUUUUUGUAUUUAACACUUGAUUCCAAAGUUCAGUGCUGGUCCCACCUCAGUAUUUUUACUGUAAAAUAAGUUGCUGUGAAAACUCAGUGACUCCAACAUGCCAAGUAAAGAUUUAGUCUUUCAACUUGCAA
Molecule: messenger RNA, 1534 nt
Organism: Zootoca vivipara (common lizard)
Lineage: Eukaryota; Metazoa; Chordata; Lepidosauria; Squamata; Lacertidae
Gene: ALYREF
Product: Aly/REF export factor
Biological process (GO): mRNA export from nucleus
Cellular component (GO): nucleus
Molecular function (GO): mRNA binding
Source: RefSeq, a predicted model, not a curated record